GCUAGACAAGAAGAUAAACUCACGUAGUCACGUUCGUUCUCUUCUCUUCAGACUCAGAAAUCUUAAAACAUUUCCAGAAUCCCAUUCGAAUUUGUAUCUUUAAUUUCAUACUUUCUUGGGAUUCUGAGAUCCAAAUAAGAAAGAAAGAAAUCACUUCAUAACAUUCUCAUGAACCCUGAAGUUUGUGUGGUGGUGGUUAUGGUCGACUUACGAUGUCAUGUCUCGUUUAUCGUUUUCGUUUUUUAUCAUGUUAUGGAUUAAUGGGUGUUGCAGAAGCCAGAAAAUAGUCCAAAAAAAAGAAUUUAUGCUGCAAAACUGGUGGUAUUGAAGCUCUGGAUAAGUGAGGGAUUGGUAUCAAUUUGUUUUUCUUUGUUAUAGACCUUAUCCAAAAAUGGGUUUCUGUUUCUUUAAUGCUAUCUUGAUUUUCGGUCUGUUUUUUAGGUCCUUUGUUUCCCAAAAUCCCAAUACAGAUGAUUUCUUUAUCUAUGAUUUCUUGCGAAGAAUGGGCUUAAAUUCCACUGAAGGGUAUGAUUUUUCUGGCUCUUUUUGUUCAUGGAAAGGGGUGUUUUGUGAUGCCAAAGGGGAAUAUGUUGUUAAGUUGGAGGCUUCUGGUUUGGAUUUAAAUGGUGUAAUUCCUGAUAACACCAUUGGAAAACUGAAAAAUCUGGAAUUUUUGGAUCUAAGCAACAACAAAAUUACUGGUCUGUCUUCUGAUUUUUGGAGUUUAAGUUCACUCAAGAAUCUUAAUCUUUCAUUUAACCAAAUUUCUGGAAUUCUUCCCAGCAAUAUAGGGAAUUUUGGGCAACUUCAAAGUUUGGAUCUUUCUUUUAAUAAUUUCUCUGGGAGUAUUCCUGAAGCCAUAAGCUCCCUAUUAAGUUUGCAAGUUCUUAAUCUCAGUACAAGUGGGUUUGAAUCAGUUAUACCACUGGGGAUUUCACAAUGCCGGUCGAUGAUUUCCAUUGAUCUUUCUAGAAACAAGCUUAAUGGUUCUCUUCCUAGUGGUUUUGGUGCUGCAUUUCCUAAGUUGAGAUUCUUGAAUCUCGCUGAAAAUGAGAUUCGAGGCCGGGAUUCGGAUUUUUCAGGGAUGGCAUUGAUCAGUUAUCUUAAUCUUUCAAGCAAUCUGUUUAAUGGUUCUGUUGUUGGUGUCUUUAAAGGACCAUUGGAGGUGAUUGAUUUGAGCAGUAAUCAAUUUCAAGGCCACAUUUCUCAGGUAAAUUUCCUAUCCAGCUUCAAUUGGUCGAGAUUGGUUUAUUUGGAUUUAUCUGAGAAUGAGUUUAGUGGGCACUUUUCCACUGACCUAAAUCUUGCUGAAAAUCUGAAACACCUUAAUCUUGCACACAAUAGAUUUAUCGAGCAACCAUUCUUGCAAAUUGACAUGCUCUCCAAUUUAGAGUAUCUGAAUUUGUCUGGAACUAAUUUGAUUGGUGAAAUUCCGAAUAAUAUAUCCCACAUGAGUAGUUUGAGAACGCUUGAUCUUUCCAAGAAUCACCUCAGCAACCAUAUUCCUCAGUUCAAUACCAAAAAUCUUCGAGUUCUAGAUGUUUCUUACAAUGAUCUAACUGGGGAGAUCCCUUUGAUGCUCUUACAAGAACUUCAGGAGAUGGAGAGCUUCAAUUUCUCGUAUAACAAACUAAGCUUUUGUGCUUCAAAAAUCUCUCCAGAAACCAUUCAAGUGGCUUUCAUUGGGUCAGUGAACAGCUGCCCAAUUGCUGCAAAUCCAGCUUUCUUUAAAAGAAAAGCUCCGAAACAUAGGGGACUUGAGCUUGCCCUGGCUCUUACCCUCUCCAUGGUUUGUUUAAUUUUUGGGUUGCUCUUUUUAGCCUUUGGUUGUCGAAGAAGAACCAGAAUGUGGGCUGUGAAACAAAAUUCCUGUAAAGAAGAACAAACCAUGUCGGGACCCUUUUCAUUCCAGACUGAUUCGACUACUUGGGUAGCUGAUGUUAAGCAAGUAACAUCCCUACCAGUGGUAAUAUUUGAGAAGCCACUGCUUAAUUUCACAUUUGCGGACCUUCUAUCUGCAACUUCUCAUUUUGAUCCGAGCACGUUGUUGGCAGAAGGGAGGUUUGGGCCAGUUUAUGCUGGAUUGUUACCAGGUGGAAUUCCUAUUGCUGUUAAAGUUUUGGUCCAUGGUUCGACCAUGACUGACCAAGAAGCUGCAAGAGAACUCGAGUAUCUUGGUCAAAUUAAGCAUCCCAAUCUUGUUCCAUUAACCGGAUAUUGCUUGGCUGGAGAGCAGAGGAUUGCGAUUUAUGAUUGCAUGGAGAAUGGAAAUCUGCAGAACUUGCUCUAUGAUUUGCCACUAGGGGUUCAAACUACAGAAGAAGACUGGAGCUCCGACACGUGUGAAGAAAAUGAAAAUAAUGUGAUACAAAAUGUUGGAUCGGAAGGUUCAAUAUUGACUUGGAGAUUUAGGCACAAAAUCGCUCUUGGCACAGCUCGCGCACUUGCAUUUCUUCACCAUGGCUGCUCGCCUCCCAUUAUUCACCGAGAUGUCAAAGCAAGCAGUGUUUAUCUUGGCUCAAACUUGGAGCCAAGAUUAUUAGACUUUGGACUGGCUAAAAUUUUUGGGAACGACCUCGAGGGUGAACAUUCACGAGGGUCAGUUGGAUAUGUGCCACCAGAGUUUCUUCAGACAGAGACCGGUACACCACAACCCCUAAAACCAAAAUAUGAUGUUUAUGGAUUUGGAGUUAUUCUUUUUGAACUAAUUACUGGGAAAAAGCCCGUUGGAGAUUAUUAUCCCGAGGAAAAAGAGGCCACACUGGUAAGUUGGGUACGAGGAUUAGUAAGGGGAAACAAGGGAUCACGAGCUAUUGAUCCAAAAAUAAAUGGAGAAGAAUCAGAGGAACAAAUGGUCGAGGCUUUGAAGAUUGGAUAUCUAUGUACUGCCGAACUUCCUUCAAAGAGGCCGAGCAUGCAACAAGUAGUUGGACUACUUAAGGAUCUUGAACCGAUCACACCAUAAUGAAGACACUUCAGAGGAAAAGAUGGAAUUAUUCGCAAUUUCUUUUCGUUUUCUUUUAGCUAUGCUGCCUUGACGGAAAUGCAUAGCAGCCACCCUAGCUCGUUUGUGAAUUUGCUUUUUUUCUCAGUUAACAACAUUGUUGGUGGCUAAAUCCUAAAUGCUUAAGUUUUACAAUUAUGUUUGAUCCUUAAA
Molecule: messenger RNA, 3157 nt
Organism: Olea europaea var. sylvestris
Lineage: Eukaryota; Viridiplantae; Streptophyta; Magnoliopsida; Lamiales; Oleaceae
Product: probable LRR receptor-like serine/threonine-protein kinase At2g24230
Exons: 1
Coding region: 392-2965 (857 amino acids)
Biological process (GO): protein phosphorylation
Molecular function (GO): protein binding; protein kinase activity; ATP binding
Source: RefSeq, a predicted model, not a curated record